AUGAGCGACGAAAACAAAGAUGUGCUGCGCUUCGCAGCCGAGUACGCGGAGAAGAACGUCGACCUGUACGACCUCCUCGGCGUAGAUGCCCUCACGUCAAAAGACGACAUCCGUCGUGCCUGGCGCAAGCGCUCGCUCAAGUACCACCCCGACAAGGCCGGCGACAACUUCGACCCGGAGAAGUGGGAGUUAUUCGAGCGAGCGCGCGAUAUCCUCGCCGACGACAACGCACGUGCAACCUACGACGCGUCCAUGAAGGCCAAGCUGCUGCGGCGGCAGGAGCGCGAGGCUAUGGACAAGGAGCGCAAGCGAUUUGCCGACGACCUCGAGGCGGCCGAGAACGCCGCGCGCCAGCAGCAGCAGGCCAAGCAGCAGCGUGACACGGAGAUGCUACAAAAGGAGCGCGAGAGGCUGGCGGAGCUGCAGCGAAUGCGCGACGAGGAGGCUGCGCGCCAAGCCCAGGCCGCACAGGAGAUGGACGACAUGGUGGAGGCGCGCCGUCGCCUCAAGGAGCGGAAGGAGGAAAAAGCAAAGAGAAGGGAAGCCAAAGAGCGGAUGAAAGCCAGCUCUGUGUAUAACAAAAAGGCUAAGGGUCCCGCAAAUGGUGCCGUAGAUGUGCCAGGUGACUUCGUUAUCGAGAUUGAUGGCGGCCGGAAGAUGUACUGGGAGCUCGUUUGCGACAAGCUCCGAGCACGGCAGGCAAUAUCCGACAUGGGCAAGGAGGAGAAGCCAGAUCCACAUGACGCCAUGGACGCACUACAACAAAUCAUGACUACAGCCAAGCAGCGAAUUUACGAUGCUGAGCUAGCAUAUCAGCGCGAAACCGGAACAGCCUGA
Molecule: messenger RNA, 837 nt
Organism: Cordyceps fumosorosea ARSEF 2679
Lineage: Eukaryota; Fungi; Ascomycota; Sordariomycetes; Hypocreales; Cordycipitaceae
Product: Heat shock protein DnaJ
Exons: 1
Coding region: 1-837 (278 amino acids)
Biological process (GO): spliceosomal complex disassembly
Cellular component (GO): spliceosomal complex
Source: RefSeq, a predicted model, not a curated record